AAACUUGGUGAAAAAUAAAUAAAAAUUCAUAUUAAAUUUAUCAACAUAAAGAAAGUUUUGAACUAGCUACAGUAAUAAUAUAAAUAUUGUAUAUUAUUUUGUAAUAUAACACAAGUGUAAAUAUAAAUGUAUGCGUAGAGACGCUCAAGAACAUUUUGGUGAGAGAGAUAGACAAUUCUGAAUUGUGAGUUUCAGAGUUCUGCUUUACAGAGCAACAGAGAGAGAAAGACAUACGGGUUAUUGUUGGAGCGUAUACCAGUAUAAUAUAUAUAAUAUAUAAUAUAUUUAGUUAGCUAGCUUAUGUGUUCUCUCUUGUAGCGCAUACGGCUAAAGAUCGAAACUUGACAUUGGGUCUGACGGCCAUUUUGGCAUUUUGUGUUCACCAUUCAAGUGAUACGCUUCGUUGCAAUAUACAAUCCCUGGCCAUCCUUUUCACGUUAAAGACGAUACAGUAAAAGUGCGUUAUCGAAAUGAUGACCGAAACGCAUAUUAAUUCUAAUCACAUGCUGAGCUCAAGUUUGGGCUCCAAAUCAGACCUCGAGAAAAUGGAUGAUGUUGGUUGGAAAUCCAAACUUAGAAUUCCACCGCGAGACAAGCGGAUUAAAACGAGUGAUGUUACAAACACACGAGGUAACGAAUUUGAGGAGUUUUGUUUAAAACGUGAAUUAUUGAUGGGAAUUUUCGAGAAAGGAUGGGAAAAGCCAUCUCCUAUUCAAGAAGCUAGUAUUCCAAUUGCAUUGUCCGGUAAAGACAUUUUAGCACGUGCUAAGAAUGGUACAGGAAAGACCGGAGCUUACUCUAUUCCUGUAUUGGAACAGGUUGACCCACGAAAAGACAUAAUUCAAGCUUUAGUGAUAGUGCCUACUCGAGAGUUGGCAUUGCAGACAUCUCAAAUCUGUAUUGAACUUGCUAAACACAUGGAUGUUAAAGUUAUGGUAACUACUGGUGGAACAAAUUUACGUGACGAUAUUAUGAGGAUUUAUCAAAAAGUUCACGUAAUUAUCGCAACACCAGGAAGAAUUCUCGACUUGAUGGACAAAAAUGUCGCAAACAUGGAUCACUGCAGGAUUUUAGUACUAGAUGAGGCUGACAAACUUCUCUCACAAGAUUUUAAAGGAAUGUUGGAUCACGUUAUUUCAAGAUUGCCAUCGGAACGACAAAUAUUGCUGUACUCGGCUACGUUCCCACUGACCGUUAAGCAAUUCAUGGAAAAACACUUGAGAGAUCCAUACGAGAUAAAUUUAAUGGAGGAGUUGACGCUAAAAGGUGUUACGCAGUACUAUGCAUUUGUACAAGAACGACAGAAAGUCCAUUGUCUCAACACACUAUUUUCAAAGUUGCAAAUAAAUCAGAGCAUUAUAUUUUGUAACUCGACGCAACGUGUUGAACUUUUAGCUAAAAAAAUAACAGAUUUGGGAUACUGUUGCUACUACAUACACGCUAAAAUGGCUCAAGCACACAGAAAUCGUGUUUUCCAUGAUUUCCGCGCUGGUCUCUGCAGAAACUUGGUGAGUAGUGAUUUAUUCACUCGUGGUAUCGACGUACAAGCAGUUAAUGUCGUGAUAAACUUUGAUUUUCCAAAAAUGGCCGAGACGUAUUUGCAUCGUAUCGGUAGAUCUGGUCGAUUCGGUCAUUUAGGUAUUGCCAUCAAUCUAAUAACUUAUGAAGAUCGUUUUAAUCUUCAUCGUAUUGAGCAAGAACUUGGUACGGAAAUAAAGCCAAUUCCCAAGGUGAUAGAUCCUAGUUUAUACGUAGCUCGACCUGAAGAUAAUACUAGUUUGGACGAAGGUAACGUGUCGAAGUAGUUUCAUCAAUUAAAAUAAAUAAUAGUUAAGCAACAGCUAUUAAAAUACAAUAAUAAUGAUAAUAAUAACUACAACAACAACAAAAACAAGAUUUGA
This is a messenger RNA of Cotesia glomerata, 1901 nucleotides long. RefSeq names its product ATP-dependent RNA helicase me31b (gene me31B). NCBI's taxonomy places the organism in Eukaryota, Metazoa, Arthropoda, Insecta, Hymenoptera, Braconidae. Bases 471 to 1805 code for a protein of 444 amino acids. Gene Ontology annotation, cellular component: P-body; cytoplasmic stress granule. The record is from RefSeq and is a predicted model, not a curated record. Gene Ontology annotation, molecular function: ATP binding; RNA helicase activity; mRNA binding. The transcript has 7 exons. Gene Ontology annotation, biological process: cytoplasmic stress granule assembly; P-body assembly.